Ipomoea nil (Japanese morning glory) is the source of this 1886-nucleotide messenger RNA. Its product is annotated as AP-1 complex subunit mu-2. Gene Ontology annotation, cellular component: cytoplasmic vesicle; clathrin adaptor complex. Gene Ontology annotation, biological process: vesicle-mediated transport; intracellular protein transport. The record is from RefSeq and is a predicted model, not a curated record. NCBI's taxonomy places the organism in Eukaryota, Viridiplantae, Streptophyta, Magnoliopsida, Solanales, Convolvulaceae. Bases 292 to 1572 code for a protein of 426 amino acids. The transcript is spliced from 11 exons.
GGAAUAGGCCCAAUUGUACAGAUAGCCACAUACAGCUCAGCUUCGGUUAAGAUCGCAUCUCAUGCUCUGCCGGAGCUCCACUCCGAUCUUUCUCAAAACUCACCAAUCCAUUGCCAUAUGGUCAAUAUGGUCUAGUUGAGACUUGAGAAGACUGUUUUCUACAACAUUUUCUGCUGUAAUCUCUCGUAAUUGCUAUACCGGCACAACAUCCGCAGAUCUGAUCGCGAAUCUCGGUCGGUGUAGCCGUUCGAUCCACGAUCUCCGGCUGAUUUCCAAAUCCAGCCGCCGAUAAUGGCCGGAGCGGCCUCGGCGCUAUUCCUCUUGGACGUCAAGGGCCGUGUACUUGUGUGGCGAGACUAUCGUGGCGAUGUCUCCGCCACUCAAGCCGAACGCUUCUUCACCAAGCUUCUCGAGAACGAGGGUGAUCCUCAAGAUCCUGUUGCGUAUGAUAGCGGUGUUACAUAUAUGUUUAUCCAGCAUAACAAUGUGUACCUCAUGAUUGCAUCAAGGCAGAACUGCAAUGCUGCUAGUUUGCUUCUGUUUCUACACCGUGUAGUUGAUGUGUUUAAGCAUUAUUUUGAAGAGUUAGAAGAAGAAUCUCUGAGAGACAAUUUUGUUGUUGUGUAUGAGUUGCUUGAUGAAAUCAUGGACUUUGGGUAUCCUCAAUUUACUGAAGCCAAAAUUCUUAGUGAAUUUAUCAAGACUGAUGCUUAUAGGAUGGAGGUUACGCAAAGGCCUCCCAUGGCGGUUACCAAUGCAGUAUCAUGGCGCAGUGAAGGAAUAAAUUACAAGAAAAAUGAAGUAUUUUUAGAUGUUGUGGAAAGUGUUAACAUUCUUGUCAAUAGUAAUGGACAAAUAGUGCGGUCAGAUGUUGUCGGUGCAUUAAAGAUGAGGACAUAUUUGAGUGGUAUGCCCGAGUGUAAACUUGGUCUGAAUGACAGAGUUUUACUGGAGGCUCAAGGACGAUCUACUAAGGGAAAAGCCAUUGAUUUAGAUGACAUCAAGUUUCAUCAAUGUGUUCGCUUGGCCCGAUUUGAAAAUGAUCGAACAAUAUCCUUCAUACCUCCUGAUGGAUCUUUUGAUCUCAUGACCUACAGACUCACUACUCAGGUAAAGCCUUUGAUAUGGGUAGAAGCUCAAGUGGAAAGACACUCUAGGAGCCGCAUAGAAUUUAUGGUGAAAGCACGGAGCCAAUUUAAAGAACGCAGCACUGCAGGUAAUGUUGAGAUUGAGGUACCUGUACCAGUUGAUGCUACUAAUCCAAAUGUCCGCACAUCCAUGGGAUCAUCUACUUAUGCUCCUGAAAAGGAUGCAUUGAUUUGGAAAAUCAAAUCUUUUCCAGGUGGCAAGGAAUAUAUGCUGAGAGCAGAGUUUCGUCUUCCCAGUAUUACCUCUGAGGAAACAACCCCUGAAAGAAAAGCUCCUAUAAGGGUGAAGUUUGAAAUACCAUAUUUUACUGUUUCAGGAAUACAAGUUCGAUAUUUGAAGAUCAUUGAAAAAAGUGGGUACCAGGCUCUUCCUUGGGUGAGAUAUAUCACUAUGGCUGGCGAAUACGAGUUAAGACUGAUGUAAAAGCUGGCUGGUCCCUCCCUUUGUUGUUACCGGAGCCAUUGAAGUUUUUGUAUAACAUUUUUAAUCGGACUGAGCUGCCUCCUGAAAUUAAUGGUUGUUGUGAUGGUUUUUAAUGAAACAAUAUAAUCUCUUGCACAUUUUUUUUUCUCUUCUAGUUUUUUAAUUGUACCGAUACAUUUAAGGGUUGUGUCAAAGGAGUUUUGUUGCUUGUAACAAAACUAGUAUGCGUUACCAAAGGCCAUACAUGUAAGGGUUGUUAUAUUCUGAUCGAGUCUUCCUUUCCAAUAUGUUACGUUGGCUAUCUAUUUUGAUUA